CACACAUACCCCUUCGCCCCCCAAUUUAAUCCGCUCAUAUCAGACAGUAAUUCCGCAAAAUUGUCUGUCAUGGCGGCAAGUAAAAGUGUCACCGUGAUUGCACCCAAUGGUCGACAUCAAAAUGUUAAAAUCACGCCAAAUACAACAAUUUUACAGGUUUUGGAAGAAGUUUGUCAAAAACAAGGAUAUAGCUCCAAAAAGUGGGACUUGAAGCAUUUCAAUCGAGUUCUAGAUGUUAGUUCGAUAAUUCGCUUUACAGCAUUACCCAAUAAUGCACAAUUGGAAAUGACUCCAAGAACAGCUGAAAGACAGGCAUCAGUUGUGACAGUUGGAAUACAGCUAGAAAAUGGACAAAGGUUGAUGGGUGAUUUCCCUUCAGAUUCAAGUCUUUCUGAAAUUAUAUCUAAUUUGUGUCCUGCUGAAGAUUCUGCUGACACUGUUCUUAUCUACAUGCAUCAAGAAAUUCAUGGGAAAGAAAAUUUAGAUAAUACAACCUUACAAUCCUUGGGUCUUAAUAAUGGGCGUGGCAUGUUACGAUUACUUCAUCGAGAUCCAGAAAAAUUAACUACGCAAGCUCACGUAGCAGGUCAACUUAAUCCAAAAUCUAAUCAGAAAAGUAAAGAAAAUAAUUUAAUUAAAAAAGGUACCGCGAUAGCGAGUCAAAUAAAAAAGUCUCUUGAUCCCGUUGCGUUGUUACGUAUGGAAAAAAAUAAUACACGUAAAACAAAUAACGGAGGAAAUUCUCGUAAGAAGAUGCCCGGUGGUGGUUAUGUACUGGGUAAAGGUGAUAGUAAAUCUGAAUCAACAUUAACAGCUCAAGGUCCAUCUCGACAGUCUGAAUCAAAACCACCUCAAGCUAGUACUGAGCUUGUGGAGGAUAAAGUGAUUGAAUCAAAAGAUGAAAAAAUUGAAGAACAAAUUAAUUUUAUGGAUGAAAGAAACGCCUUAGUUUUUAAUCAAGCUGGAGCUCAAGCUAUAGCUCAUGAAGAUCUUCCAGACAGCUUUUUCGAUCUAACGGUGGAUGACGCAAAAGCUUUGAUUCGUGAUGCAAAACGUCAAAGAGAACAAUUAGAAAAUGCACCUCUCACUACGAAUACCCAACGAGAAUUGGAUCGUAAUACAUCAACUUUGAGUAAACUUCAUAAAUAUCGGCGGACUAUUUUAAGAAUACAAUUCCCGAAUCAAAUGGUUUUACAAGGUGUUUUCGGUCCUCUUGAAACAGUUGAAGCAGUGAAAGAUUUUGUAAAAAAAUAUUUAGUCAACUCUGAUCAAGACUUCACUCUAUAUUGUACACCUCCCAGAAAAAAUUUAACGCCUCAGUGUCGAUUAAUUGAAGAAAAUCUCGUGCCAUCAGCUAUAAUUUAUUACUCUGGAGCUUCUGAACUUAAACCUGAAUUACAAUCUAAACUUGUUGACCCUAAGCAUGCUACACUGCAAGCUAUGGCAUCAAGAAUAAGUGAAACCCCAAAAAACCCGAUGACUCCUAAUGAUUUAAAUGCUAAUGUAAAAAUGGAAGAAAAAGUAGAAGACAAUAUUGAAAAUCAUGGAAAUCCAAGUUGUAGCACUGAAGAACCAAUAACUAUAUCAAAUAUGGAUCGAAUGAAAAGUUAUACACCGAAAUGGUUCAAAAGUGCUUUUAAAUGAACAUUAUUGUAUUUACUGUAUCUAUUAUACUGAAAUCAUGGAAUAUUUCAUCUAUUGAACGAAGAGCACAAUAGAUUUGUAACAUUUACAUCUGAUAUUCUAGACUUUAAUCAUUGUUUGUUUUUAUUUU
Molecule: messenger RNA, 1774 nt
Organism: Chelonus insularis
Lineage: Eukaryota; Metazoa; Arthropoda; Insecta; Hymenoptera; Braconidae
Product: tether containing UBX domain for GLUT4
Exons: 7
Coding region: 70-1644 (524 amino acids)
Biological process (GO): intracellular protein transport; glucose homeostasis
Cellular component (GO): nucleus; vesicle membrane; cytoplasm
Molecular function (GO): protein binding
Source: RefSeq, a predicted model, not a curated record